Funneliformis mosseae is the source of this 633-nucleotide messenger RNA. Lineage: Eukaryota; Fungi; Glomeromycota; Glomeromycetes; Glomerales; Glomeraceae. The record is from the annotation of a GenBank genome assembly.
AUGUUCGACAAUUCACCUCUUUUACAUGAUCCUGAACCUUCUUCCAACAUUCCAAGGUUGCAGGAUCAAAACAAACCUCUGACAAUCAUCUACUCACCUCUUUGCGAAAAUCCUGAAACAUUAUUAAGAUCAUUAUUAUCGCAGACACCACCACCUUAUCAAUUAACCGUUCCAUUGGAUGAUCUGUUAGGUUCACGUAAACGACCAAACGGGACAAUUCCAAGUCCCAAAAACGCGUUCAUGAUAUAUCGAAUAGAUCUUAGCGCGAGACUUAGACAAAUUGUCCCUGAGAUGACGGUCGGUGAAGUUUCCGGGCUUGCUAGUCAAGCUUGGAAACAUCAAUCUCAAAGUGUGUUACAAUUCUUUGAGGUGAUGUCCAUGGUCGCUAAACAGCGACAUAGGAUUUUAACGACUUCUCCUACACCACCAACAACCAUAUCAAAUUCUCAAACAAAACCACAAACAUCAUUAACAUCAACACCACCAACUUUACCAACUCCAUUAACAACACCAUUAACACCAUUUAUACCAUUUACACCACCAACACCAUUUAUACCAUCACCAACUCCCAUUUUAAAUUCGUCAGAAGAUAAUUUAGAUUGGAUAAGAUAUAAUUCACCCGAAGGAUUUUAG